AUGGAUUACCCAGUGCUGGACCUAUUUUUGGAGAACGAUGGCUUGAACCAAUCGUUUGUGGAGGAAGAGUGUAGCUAUCGAAAGACGAGAAUCAAGAACAAUCAUCUUGAUGCAACAUAUGGAUACAUGGAGGAAUUAGAUGCAGCUCUACGAGAUAAAUAUGGGCACUGCUCGUCAUCGAAGUCGCCCCACUCCAGUGUAGUUCUUCGCGAUUCCGAUCCAUCGGGUGACAUUGAGGAGAUUCUAUCGAAGGCGGUUUGUGAUCGGGUCUCGAUCUCGGCACUUCAUAACGACGACUCACAACAAUCAUCGAAUCCGGUGGAACAGUUAGAAGCCAAACCUGAACAUGCGAAGUUGGACGAAAGCGCAGAUGAGAAUACACUAAUUGUGCCGAGACAGUCGCUUGCAACGCUUAGGCGUCAAUCCGAAAUGGUAGCCAAGCCUGCGUUUACCAAUCAAUCGAUCACACACAAGGGUCUGGCGUUCCAUUCGGGGAUCAUUCUGACGUCGGUUCUGCUGAAGAACAAGACCAUGGAGGUGUUUCGAGACGUAACCAUGCAGCAAAAUCAGAUAAAGUGUGACCUUCAGACGAUGCUUAGCUUACAGAAGUUCGAAAUGAAACAGUCUACGAACAACGAAAAUAUGCUGUGCUUUCGGGUUGUUAUGAGACUGCAGAAGGUACAUAAGCCAUCUGAUCCAGGGUUGGUAAGUCCCAACAAUAGAAUUCAAAACGUACGCUUCCGAACCCAAUCUCAUUCGUUUGGAUUUCGCAAUAAUAGCGACUAUGACACUUGGGUAACGAAGAUAAUCCAAUCGCUGACGAAUGUCUUUCCUGAAAAUUGUCUGAAGGAUUUUACCGUAUUUGGAUGGUGUUACCUAAGAAAUUCUGUAUCAGGAGUGUGGAGUGGAGCUUGGGCUCUACUGGUGAAACGAACCCUAUAUAUAUACUGCGAUCAAGAUCGACAAUUGAAGCAGUUGGAUCUAAGGAAGGCUCGUUGCAUCCGGGAGGUCCAGUCUGACGAUUCAAUCGAAACCCUCUUCGUAGAAACUGGUCCAUCGAUGUUCAUUGACUGUCCACCGUACAACUCGAUGUACUUCAUCAUGGGAACUGCGAAUGAAACUCAAAAUUGGAUCAAGAUGACCCAGGAAUCGUCCUGUGACAAUGGUGAUACCCUCGAGAGUCAACAACUGACCGAAAAUGAUGUCCCUGUAUUGGUCGAAAAGUGCAUCAACUUCAUCUACCUUCACGGCUUUCGAGCCCAAGGAAUCCAUCGUGUGUCCGGAGUCCUCACCAAAGUCAACACACUACUGGACGCUUUCAAGAAGAACGCAUUCGAAGUUCAGUUGCCGUGUCUUGAGUGUAAUGUACAUGACGUUGCCAGUGCUUUGAGGAAAUUUAUCCGUGACAGCCCAACUUCGAUCUUUGGAACCUACUCGGUCAGGCUGGUGAGCAUCGUGGCCGUUGAAUCCAUUACCGACCGAGUUCUCUUCUACAAGGAAAUCCUGUCAAAACUGUCAGCGAUCGCGUACAACACACUAAAGAUGGUAAUCGGUCAUCUCAAACACAUCGCAUCACAAGAUCAGUACAACAAAAUGGGAGUUGCUGGCCUAACCACCAUCUGGAGCGCAACUCUACUCUCUAGCUUUGAAUUCCAAACAUCCAUUAGUGAUGGUCAGCAUAGUGUAAAUCAAAACAACAUGAUCAGUGACUUGAUCAUCCAUUAUAGUGACAUCUUCAUGGUUUCCCCUGAGGAACAAUCCAGAGAAGCAAGGUUGCUCCACGCUCUUGUAAAGAUCUACGAAGCCAACGAAAAUCAGCAAAGUCUAGUGAAAUCGGCCUCCGGUCUGCAGGUAUGGAUCACAAUCGACGAUGGCACAAGUACCAACGAUAAACUUCAACAGAGUGUAUUGCUAACUCUGGAAAUGACUGCCGCUGACGUCUGCAAGCAACUUGCGGAUAAAAUCAAAAUUCCAUGGCAUGAGCUGACCUUAUAUGAAAUAAUCGGUAUCUACCGGAUGGUUCGGCCUCUGCAUCACACUGAACCAGUCCUACCAGCUGUUCACAAGUGGACAAAAUGGGCCGAAGAGGAUUGCAUAAACAACUUCCUAACGAUUCGACCGAUAUCAACCCUGAACGACAUCCGUCGAUGCAUUUGUGAAUCUCCGGGAAUGAUGGCAUAUGCCGAGCUUUACUUUGCCAACAAGUACAGCCAGUUGACGCGGAUGAGUCAGUUGGUGUUGAUCGAUCAAGGGAUUAUCGUUCUGAACGAUGGUGUCGAAACCGAACGGAUCGAUCUGAGGAAGGUACGGGCGUAUUUUGGACAUGAAACCAGACGAAUCCAGUCCGAUUCGAUGCGGUGGACCGUGACGUUAAUCGAAAAAGAGACGGGGGAUGCAGAAUCGCAAUUUCUAGGGCACUUGAUCGGUGGAACUGAAGACGAUAUUCAACUGCUGUGGUAUUCCAGCAUAUGGUUUAGCUUGUACGAAAAUGAUAUUCUGCCACACGAGGAGUCCUAG
Ochlerotatus camptorhynchus is the source of this 2517-nucleotide messenger RNA. Its product is annotated as arf-GAP with Rho-GAP domain, ANK repeat and PH domain-containing protein 2-like. NCBI's taxonomy places the organism in Eukaryota, Metazoa, Arthropoda, Insecta, Diptera, Culicidae. Gene Ontology annotation, cellular component: cytoplasm. Gene Ontology annotation, biological process: signal transduction. The record is from RefSeq and is a predicted model, not a curated record. Gene Ontology annotation, molecular function: phosphatidylinositol-3,4,5-trisphosphate binding. Bases 1 to 2517 code for a protein of 838 amino acids. The transcript has 2 exons.